CACAUUAAGAUAUGUUAAACUUUCAUCUCAAACAUACCCAAAAUAUAUAAAAUACAUACAAAAGCUUUUAAAGAAUGGAGGACCAGGAAAACGUUGCUGAUCUAAAACUUGAAAGGAAUAGUGAACCAGUUAUUGAAGAUCCUUCUGAAGAACAUCGAGUAAGCACUCGCUGUAGUACUGAAAAAUCCCUAGAAAGCAUCAUUGAUUGCCGCGAGAAGUCGAUUGUGGAAAAUCUUAAUGCAGACCAAGAUGCCAUUGCAAGAAUCCAAUAUCCUAGCUUAGAACAUGCUAUGCUGGACAAAUAUUUAGAUAACCAGGAUCGGGACGGAUCAUUUCGCAAGUAUUCGGUCGUUGGUGUUCAUUGGGUUUCUCUACUUACCGAAAAUGUGCUCAGCCAUCCUUUUCUAGUAUUGCGUUGGCAGUGUCAGGUUUAUAAUACUUCCAAAUGUUACCACUUACAUCCGUUUACCCUUCUGCCCAGUAUUGUCCAUUUGCACAGACGCCAGGGACUAACGACGUUAUGGAAGGGAAUAAGCAGUUGCCUCCUUGUGCGAGGAAUGUCCUGUGCCAUCGACGAUGUAAUAUCGAAAGUCACCAGUUGGCCCAAAGAAAUAGAUAGUCGAACGACCUUAAAGCGAUUCGGCCAGCAUGUCCUUUUGAAAAGUAUAAGCAUCGGGGUAGUUGCGCCAUUCCACGCCGUUUCAUUGGUGAAAACAGUGCAAAGUGACAUUGCUAGCGAAAAAACAGGUCUCUUGGAUGUUGUACGAGAAGGAGGUCUUCGUCUUUUCUAUUGGAGUUCCACGCAAAAUGGCCGUGUUUUACCAACUUGGGCAUUAAUCGGUCCCUGUGUUUCGAUUGGCAUUACAAAGUAUCUUUUUAAUUUAUUAAUCCAUGGAGUUUCCACUCGCAUGAUGCUGAGGAGGAAAUCAUUUUGGCAGGACAAUCAGGUCGUAAAGUUUUCCGAUGAUAAGCUGGAGCACCAAAAUGCUGAAAUAUACGCCGGACUUAUCGCUCUGCUCACAACGGAGGUUAUCUUUUUCCCAUUUGAAACUAUUCUACACCGAUUGCAAUUGCAAGGCACACGAACAAUAAUCGAUAAUCUGGAUAAUGGUUACUCAGUUGUCCCGAUUCUUACAGACUAUCGAGGAGUUUUCGAUUGCUAUCGAUCCACUCUUAUUUCUGAGGGUUUUUCUGGACUCUACAAGGGUUUUGGUGCCAUGAUCCUGCAAUUUGUAGCCCACGUAGCUAUACUAAAACUAGCCAAAUCGAUCUUCGAUCAAGUAUCUGAGGGCUUAUCAAAUCGACCUAAAAAACAAAGAGGACAGCCGUAUAACCUGGAUUGCAAUAAGAGUUCAACUACAUUAUCUCCAAGCAUUUCUAGUACUGAAUUGGAAGUGACCAGUCUCGGAAUAUUUUCUCUGGAUUAGUCAAAUCAAAAUAGGUUUAAUUACAAAAAUUAUCUAUAUUGAAAAGAACAAAAAUAUUUGAUUAGAUUACGUUUAUAUUAGCAUGAGAUCUAAUUUCAGAUUAGAUGAGAUCCAAUUUUCAGAUUUCAGACAAUGUAAUUAUUUCAACUGAAUAUUGUUUAAUAAACUUGC
Molecule: messenger RNA, 1598 nt
Organism: Drosophila eugracilis
Lineage: Eukaryota; Metazoa; Arthropoda; Insecta; Diptera; Drosophilidae
Gene: Slc25A46b
Product: solute carrier family 25 member 46
Exons: 1
Coding region: 75-1427 (450 amino acids)
Biological process (GO): mitochondrial fission; mitochondrial membrane fission
Cellular component (GO): mitochondrial outer membrane
Source: RefSeq, a predicted model, not a curated record